AUGUUAUCACUUGUGCUUGGAAUAAUUUCUUCAGGUAUAUUACUCAGCUUUUUGUGUUUGGUAUGCUUCCCUAUAGGCUUGCCAUGGAGCUUACCAACUAUUCCAAUUUAUGUUUCGUUUCUACCCAUCCUAACGGACAUGGAUCAGCUCGAAAUAUUUGAGCGAUACAUUAGACACCCGAUGGAAAAGUAUGGUGCUGUUAAAAUAUUCUUCGCUAAUCGUUGGAAUAUUUUGACCUCGAAGCCUGAAUUUUUGAACAUCAUGUUUAGAGAUGAAGACACUUUUGCUAAAAGUGGAAACCAGAAAAAGAUUCCAUACUCGUUACUAGCGAAAUAUACUGGUGACAAUGUGAUAAGUGCUCAUGGAAAGGUCUGGAUGAAAUAUAGAAGCUGCAUCCAAAAUCAGCUAAACGUCUUUGAUUCGAAACCUUUGAUAGAUAAUGCUCAAUUAUUUGUGAAAUUGCUCAAAAAGAGCAUUGAAGAUAAUACUGAAGGGACCGUCCUUUUACCACCAUUGAUUCAAAGAUUGACACUUGCAAAUAUUGCAAAAAUUGCUCUUGGAUUUGAUAUUGGCACCUUGAAGUUUGAUGAGCAUGACAACAUAUGCAGGAGUAGGCUUCAUGAGAAAUUAAAUCAAGUGAAGCAGCAGAUUUUCAAGCCAGUAUUUCUAUCUUUCCCAUUCCUUGACUUAUUACCUAUAAAAAGUAGACAGAGGGCCAAAAUUGAUAUUAUACAAUUCCGGGACAUGCUUCUUGAUACCGUUUAUAAGAAUCUCAUUCAUAACUAUAAAUUCGAACAAACGAAUAAUGCUGCUGCCGGUUUGAUAAGAGAAUGGAAGUUGCAAGGUAUAACUGAUGAGCAAUUGAAAGAUAACCUAGUAAUAAUUUUGGUUGCGGGCCACGAGAACCCACAACUACUUUUGUCCACACUCUUUUAUUUGCUUGCUAAGCAUCAAAAUUGGCAGUACGCUAUAAGAGAGGAACUUUUAUCAGUUGAUAGAAAUGAAGAUAUCUUGAAUAGCUUUAAAUUGACCGCCUUUAUUUAUGAGGCUCUAAGAAUGUUUCCUCCUUUAGGCCAAAUUAUCAAUAGAAGGACGACGAGAAAAUGUCAGUUGGGUCCAGGAAUUAUUAUUGAUAAAGAUGUUUACUGUGGUUAUAACGUUUAUGGAACAGGCACUGCUACAUCAGUAUGGGGAGAAACAGCCAAACAAUUCAUACCAGAAAGAUGGGGAGAAAAUUCCAAUGAGCUAGCAAAUAAUUGGAAAAAGCAUAAAUACGAUGCAUCAAUGUCUGCGUUUCAUGGUGGUAGAAGAUCCUGUCUUGGCGAAAAACUUGCUCUCAUGGAGAUGAAAUAUGUUCUAUACUAUGUUUUGAUGAACUUUCAUAUUGAAUUGCAUCCACAAUGGAAGGAAAAAAUGACACCAGCCGGACCAAUUUGUCCUAAAAUGCUCAAGGUGAAAUUGACCAUAUUAAAAGAUCCACAAGAUCAGAGAUCAGAUUCUCUUUACUCAAGCGCUGGGGAGACGUUGAGCGAAAAUAUAUAA
Kluyveromyces lactis is the source of this 1542-nucleotide messenger RNA. It is a transcript of the gene DIT2, whose product is annotated as putative cytochrome P450. Lineage: Eukaryota; Fungi; Ascomycota; Saccharomycetes; Saccharomycetales; Saccharomycetaceae. Gene Ontology annotation, molecular function: iron ion binding; heme binding; oxidoreductase activity, acting on paired donors, with incorporation or reduction of molecular oxygen. The record is from RefSeq and is a predicted model, not a curated record. Bases 1 to 1542 code for a protein of 513 amino acids. The transcript has a single exon.